GUGAGGCCGCUGGGCCGCUGUGGGUCCCUCUCCUCCGCGGCCAUGGCGGGAGGCCCUGCGGACGUCCGCAAACUCUUCCUUUUCACGACCACCCAGAAUUACUUCGGGCUGAGGCCGGAGCUCUGGGACCAGCCCCCGCUGAGCAACUGCCCGGAGGUGAACAACUUCUUGGACGACGGCAACCAGAUGCUGCUCCGCGUGCAGCGCUCCGAAGCUGGGCUGGCCUUUUCCAACACGAUUGAUUUCGACGACACAAAGGAUAAAGUGCUGGUGUUUUUCAAGCUCCGACCCGAAGUAAUCACAGAUGAGAAUCUGCAUAACAACAUUCUAGUUUCAUCUAUGUUGGAGUCACCUGUCAGUUCCCUUUACCAAGCAGUACGGCAGGUGUUUGCACCCAUGUUGCUAAAGGACCAGGAAUGGAGCAGAAACUUUGAUCCUAAACUUCAGAAUCUUUUGAGUGAACUAGAAGCUGGACUGGGUGUAGUUCUACGGAGAUCAGAUACUAACUUACCCAAACUGAAACUUAAGGAAGACGAUACAAGAGGUAUCCUCACACCAAGUGAUGAGUUCCAGUUUUGGACAGAGCAAGCUCACCGUGGAAAUAAACAGAUUAGUAAAGAAAGAGCCAGCUAUUUUAAGGAAUUAUUUGAAACAAUUGCAAGGGAAUUUUAUAACUUGGACAGUCUGUCCUUGCUAGAAGUUGUUGACUUGGUGGAGACGACUCGGGAUGUUGUAGACGAUGUGUGGAGACAAACAGAGCAUGAUCAUUACCCCGAGUCACGCAUGCUGCAUCUCCUAGAUAUUAUAGGUGGUUCAUUUGGAAGGUUUGUUCAGAAAAAGCUGGGAAGUUUGAAACUGUGGGAAGAUCCUUAUUAUCUUGUGAAAGAAAACCUGAAAGCUGGCAUUUCAAUUUGUGAGCAGUGGGUGAUAGUCUGCAGUCAUCUCACAGGUCAGGUGUGGCAGCGCUAUGUCCCUCAUCCAUGGAAGAAUGAGAAGUAUUUUCCAGAAACCCUUGACAGGCUGGGCAAGCGCCUGGAGGAGGUCUUGGCUAUUCGAACAAUUCAUGAAAAGCUCCUGUAUUUCUUACCAGCCAGUGAGGAGAGAAUUAUAUGCUUGUCUCGAGUAUUUGAGCCUUUUACUGGUGUGAACCCCGUACAGUACAAUCCAUAUACUGAGCCAUUAUGGAAGGCUGCAGUGUCUCAGUAUGAAAAAAUCAUUGCACCCGCUGAGCAGAAAAUAGCAGGGAAAUUAAAGAAUUAUAUUUCAGAAAUUCAAGAUAGUCCACAACAGCUUCUUCAAGCAUUUCUAAAAUACAAGGAAUUGGUGAAGCGUCCGACUAUAAGCCAAGAGCUGGUGCUAGAAAGAGAGACAUUAUUGGCAAGACUUGGGGACUCAGCUAAAGAUUUCCGAUUGGACUUUGAGAAUCGGUGCCGAGGGGUUCCUGGAGAUGCAUCUGGGCCACUUUCUGGCAAAAAUCUUUCAGAAGUUGUCAAUAAUAUUGUUUGGGUUCGUCAGUUGGAAUUGAAGGUAGAUGACACUAUCAAGAUUGCAGAAGCGCUCUUGUCUGACCUGUCAGGGUUUCGCUCUUUCCAUCGGAGUGCUGAAGAUCUCUUGGACCAGUUUAAGCUAUACGAGCAAGAACAGUUUGAUGACUGGUCCAGGGAAGUUCAGUCAGGGCUGUCUGAUUCCAGAUCAGGUUUGUGUAUUGAGGCUAAUAGCCGUAUAAUGGAGUUGGAUCCUAAUGAUGGGUCAUUAAAAGUGCAUUAUUCUGAUCGUUUGGUGGUUCUUCUGCGAGAAGUGCGUCAGCUUUCUGCCCUGGGCUUUGUCAUUCCUGCCAAAAUACAACAGGUUGCCAACGUUGCCCAGAAAUUCUGCAAGCAAGCCAUCAUUCUUAAGCAGGUGGCUCAUUUUUACAAUUCCAUUGAUCAACAGAUGAUUCAAAGUCAGAGGCCCAUGAUGCUGCAGUCUGCAUUAGCAUUUGAACAGAUAAUUAAGAAUUCAAAGGCAGGAAGUGGAGGCAAAUCACAGAUUACUUGGGACAACCCUAAAGAAUUAGAAGGCUAUAUCCAGAAACUCCAGAAUGCUGCUGAGCGACUUGCCACGGAAAACAGGAAGCUGAGAAAGUGGCACACUACAUUUUGUGAGAAGGUAGUCAUUCUGAUGAAUAUUGAUCUGCUUCGGCAGCAGCAGCGUUGGAAGGAUGGGCUGCAGGAGCUGAGGACUGGCCUAGCAAGUGUGGCAGCACAGGGGUUCCAAGCCAGUGACAUGCAGGCAUGGAGGCAACACUGGAACCACCAGCUCUACAAGGCUCUGGAGCACCAGUAUCAGAUGGGCCUGGAGGCGCUGAAUGAGAACCUGCCAGAGAUAAAUGUAGACUUAACCUACAAACAGGGAAGGUUACAAUUUAGGCCUCCUUUUGAAGAAAUCCGAGCUAAAUAUUACAGAGAAAUGAAGAGGUUCAUCGGCAUUCCCAAUCAGUUUAAGGGAGUGGGCGAGACUGGAGAUGAGUCAAUAUUUUCUGUUAUGAUUGAUAGAAAUGCAAGUGGAUUUCUGACUAUUUAUGGCAAAGCAGAAGAUCUGUUUAGAAGGCUGUCAGCUGUGUUACAUCAACAUAAGGAAUGGGUUGUAAUUGGACAAGUUGACAUGGAAGCUCUGGUGGAAAAGCACCUUUUGACUGUGCAUGAUUGGGAGAGGAAUUUUAAAGCACUGAAGAUAAAAGGGAAGGAAGUUGAGCGGCUCCCCAGUGCUGUCAAAGUGGACUGUCUUAGCAUCAACUGCAGCCCCGUGAAGACUGUGAUCGAUGAUCUCAUCCAGAAGCUGUUCGAUCUGCUGGUCCUUUCUCUGAAGAAGUCCAUCCAGACGCAUAUAUAUGAAAUCGAUACUUUCAUCACUGAGGCUAUGAAGAUCUUAACAAUAAUACCUCAGUCUGUGGAAGAAAUAGGGGAUACAAAUUUACAGUAUAGUAACCUGCAGGAUCGGAGGCCAGAGAUUUUGCCCUUGUUUCAAGAAGCUGAAGACAAAAACAGGCUUUUGCGAACUGUGGCAGGCGGCGGGGUGGAAACAGUUAGCAGUCUGAGAGCCAAGUGGGACAAAUUCGAGCUGAUGAUGGAAAGCCACCAACUUAUGAUUAAAGAUCAGAUUGAAGUCAUGAAAGGAAAUGUGAAGUCCCGCCUGCAGACCUAUCACCAAGAGCUGGAGAAGUUUCGAGCACGCUGGGACCAACUGAAACCUGGGGACGAGCUCAUUGAAGCCGGCAGGCCCAACACCCUGGGGCAGAGCGCGAAAGCCAUAAAGGAGAAAAAGCUGGAGUUCGAUGAUCUCGAAGCCAUAAGAAAAAAGCUAGUUGAUGACUGCCAUCAUUUUGGACUAGAGGAGCCCAACUUCUCCCUGGCGUAUAGCAUCUCUAAAGAUAUUGAGAGCUGUGCACAAAUCUGGGCUCUUUAUGAGGAGUUCCAGCAAGGUCUCCAGGAAAUGGCCAAUGAAGACUGGAUUUCUUACCGGACUAAGACCUAUCUGUUUGAGGAAUUUUUGAUGAACUGGCAUGACAGAUUGAGGAAAGUUGCAGAACAUUCAGUCAUGACAGUGAAAUUGCAGUCAGAAGUUGACAGAUAUAAAAUUAUAAUUCCUAUCUUGAAAUAUGUGAGAGGGGAGUAUCUUUCUCCAGACCACUGGCUUGACCUUUUUCGUCUGCUUGGCCUUCCUCGAGGGACCAGUCUGGAGAAAUUACUGUUUGGUGACCUGCUACGAGUUGCUGAUACAAUUGUAGAGAAAGCCUCAGACCUUAAAGAUUUAAAUAGUCGGGCACAAGGGGAAGUUACCAUCAGAGAAGCUUUGCGUGAACUCGAUCUGUGGGGAGUUGGAGCAGUAUUCUCCCUGAUUGAUUAUGAAGACAGCCAGAAUCGAACUAUCAAGCUGAUUAAAGACUGGAAAGACAUCGUGAACCAGGUUGGAGAUAACAGAUGCCUUCUUCAGUCCUUAAAAGAUUCUCCAUAUUACAAAGGAUUUGAAGAUAAAGUAUCAAUUUGGGAACGAAAACUUGCACAGUUAGAUGAGUACCUGCAGAAUUUAAAUCAUAUUCAGAGAAAAUGGGUGUACUUGGAGCCCAUUUUUGGCCGUGGAGCUUUGCCUAAAGAACAGUCACGCUUCAACAAAGUUGAUGAAGAUUUUAGAUCAAUAAUGAUGGACAUCAAGAAGGACAAUAGAGUUACCACAUUGACUACUCAUGCAGGAAUCCGAAAUGCUCUGCUAACAAUACUUGAUCAGCUUCAGAGAUGUCAGAAAUCCUUAAAUGAAUUUUUGGAGGAAAAACGGUCAGCAUUCCCAAGAUUUUAUUUUAUUGGUGACGAUGACUUGUUAGAAAUCCUGGGCCAGUCCACUAACCCGUCAGUGAUUCAGUCCCAUCUGAAGAAGCUGUUUGCAGGCAUUAACAGUGUGUGCUUUGAUGAGGAAUCCAAACAUAUAACUGCAAUGAAGUCGCUAGAGGGAGAAGUUGUGCCUUUUAAAAACAAAGUUCUCCUGUCAAAUAAUGUGGAGGCAUGGUUAAAUGAUUUGGCUUUGGAAAUGAAGCAGACUUUGAAACAGUUGUUGAAAGAAUGUGUUACUGCUGGGAGGAGUUCACAGGGUGCCAUCGACCCGUCUCUGUUCCCUUCCCAGAUACUGUGCUUGGCAGAGCAGAUCAAGUUUACUGAAGAUGUAGAAAAUGCCAUUAAAGACCACAGCCUCCACCAGAUUGAAACACAACUGGUAGCUAAACUAGAGCGCUAUACCAGUGUUGACACAAGUUCCGAGGACCCAGGGAACUCAGAAUCAGGCAUUCUGGAGCUUAAGCUUAAAGCACUAAUUCUUGAUAUUAUUCAUAAUAUUGAUAUUGUGAAGCAAUUAAACCAAGUUCAAGUUCAUACAACUGAUGACUGGGCUUGGAAGAAACAAGUCAGAUUCUAUAUGAAAAGUGACCAUACAUGUUAUGUUCAAAUGGUGGAUUCUGAACUUCAGUAUACAUAUGAGUACCAGGGUAAUGCUCCCAAGCUGGUUUAUACGCCGUUGACAGACAAAUGCUACCUAACUCUGACUCAAGCCAUGAAGAUGGGACUUGGUGGGAAUCCCUAUGGACCUGCUGGAACUGGGAAAACUGAGUCAGUGAAGGCGCUAGGCGGACUUCUUGGGAGACAAGUUUUAGUUUUUAAUUGUGAUGAGGGCAUUGAUGUGAAGUCAAUGGGGCGAAUAUUUGUUGGUUUGGUGAAGUGUGGGGCCUGGGGUUGCUUUGAUGAGUUCAACAGACUGGAAGAAGCUGUACUGUCGGCUGUUUCCAUGCAGAUCCAGACGAUUCAGGAUGCUCUGAAGAAUCACAGAACUGUCUGUGAGCUGCUUGGCAAAGAGGUAGAAAUAAAUUCUAACUCUGGAAUUUUUAUCACCAUGAAUCCUGCUGGAAAAGGUUAUGGAGGAAGACAAAAGCUUCCAGACAAUCUUAAGCAGCUUUUCAGGCCAGUGGCGAUGUCACGUCCAGACAAUGAUCUUAUUGCAGAAGUGAUUCUCUAUUCAGAGGGCUUCAAAGAUGCUAAAGAAUUGGGCAGAAAAUUGGUUGCUAUUUUCAACCUAUCUAGGGAACUUUUGACACCCCAGCAGCAUUAUGAUUGGGGGCUGAGAGCUUUGAAGACUGUUCUCAGAGGAAGUGGGAAUCUUCUGAGACAGCUGAAGAAAAAUGGCACAAAACAAGAUGUUAAUGAAAAUCAUAUUGUGGUACAAGCAUUGAGGCUUAAUACAAUGUCAAAAUUCACGUUUGCUGAUUGCACCCGGUUUGAUGCACUGAUCAAGGAUGUCUUCCCUGGAAUUGAGUUUAAAGAAGUGGAAUAUAGCGUGCUGAGCGCUGCGUUAAAGCAAGUCUUCGAGGAGGCCAAUUAUGAAGUCAUACCCAAUCAGAUGAAGAAGGCUCUCGAGUUGUAUGAACAGCUGUGCCAGAGGACAGGAGUUGUUAUUGUUGGCCCAAGUGGUGCUGGCAAGUCUACCCUUUGGAGAAUGUUAAGGGCUGCGCUUUGUAAAACUGGCAAAGUGGUAAAACAGUACACUAUGAAUCCCAAAGCUAUGCCCAGACACCAGUUAUUAGGACAUAUUGACAUGGACACAAGAGAGUGGUCCGAUGGUGUUUUGACGAAUAGCGCUCGCCAAGUAGUUCGUGAGCCUCAAGAAGUCAGCUCAUGGAUAAUUUGUGAUGGUGACAUUGACCCUGAGUGGAUAGAAUCUCUGAAUUCCGUUCUGGAUGAUAAUCGACUACUCACCAUGCCAAGUGGAGAAAGGAUUCAGUUUGGCCCAAAUGUUAACUUUGUAUUUGAAACUCAUGAUUUAAGCUGUGCUUCACCAGCCACAAUAUCUAGAAUGGGAAUGAUAUUUCUUAGUGAUGAAGAGACAGAUCUAAAUUCUCUGAUAAAAUCUUGGUUGAGGAAUCAGCCUGCUGAGUACAGAAGUAACCUUGAAAACUGGAUUGGAGAUUAUUUUUCAAAAGCUUUGCAGUGGGUUUUAAAGCAGAAUGACUAUGUGGUAGAAACAAGUUUGGUUGGUACUGUGAUGAAUGGUUUGUCCCACCUCCAUGGAUGCAGAGAUCAUGACCAGUUUAUUGUUAAUCUUAUACGAGGCCUGGGUGGAAAUCUAAACAUGAAAUCGCGUUUGGAAUUCACCAAGGAGGUCUUUAACUGGGCCCGGGAGUCCCCUCCAGACCCUCACAGACCAAUGGACACCUACUAUGACAUGGAUCGAGGACAGUUAGCAUCCUACGUGCUUAAGAAGCCAGAGAGCCUGACAGCUGAUGAUUUCAGUAGUGGCCAUUCCCUCCCUGUCAUCCAGACCCCUGACAUGCAGAGAGGUCUAGAUUAUUUCAAGCCUUGGCUGAGUUCUGAUACUAAACAGCCAUUUAUUCUCGUAGGACCAGAGGGAUGUGGCAAAGGGAUGCUGCUCAGGUAUGCCUUCUCUCAGCUUCGCUCCACGGAGGUUGCCACAGUCCACUGCAGCGCUCAGACUACUUCCCGGCAUCUUCUGCAGAAGCUGAGCCAGACUUGCAUGGUAAUCAGUACAAACACUGGCCGAGUGUACAGACCAAAAGAUUGUGAAAGACUUGUUUUGUACCUAAAGGAUAUCAACCUGCCCAAGCUUGAUAAGUGGGGGACCAGCACUCUGGUGGCUUUCCUCCAGCAGGUGUUGACAUACCAAGGAUUUUAUGAUGAAAAUUUAGAAUGGGUUGGUCUGGAGAAUAUUCAAAUUGUAGCUUCCAUGUCAGCUGGAGGAAGGCUGGGAAGACACAAGCUGACCACCAGGUUUACAUCUAUUGUUCGUCUUUGUGCCGUAGAUUACCCAGAGAGAGAGCAGUUGCAGACAAUCUAUGGAGCAUAUUUGGAAGCAGUUUUGCACAAAAAUCUGAAGAAUCAUUCUAUUUGGGGUUCUUCAUCAAAAAUUUACCUCUUAGCAGGCUCUAUGGUGCAGGUGUAUGAACAGGUGCGGGCCAAGUUCACAGUUGAUGAUUACAGUCACUAUUUCUUUACCCCCUGCAUCCUGACUCAGUGGGUGCUUGGCUUGUUCAGAUAUGAUUUAGAAGGAGGAUCUUCCAACCAUCCAUUAGAUUAUGUUCUGGAGAUUGUAGCCUAUGAGGCCCGACGCUUGUUUCGGGACAAAAUCGUUGGGGUGAAGGAGAUUCAUCUGUUUGAUAAUAUUCUAACCGCAGUGUUCCAAGGAGACUGGGGCUCAGAUAUACUAGACAACAUGGCAGAUAGCUACUAUGUCACAUGGGGAGCCCGGCAUAGCUCAGGAGCAAAUACAGUUCCAGGACAGCCAUUACCUCCACAUGGGAAACCACUUGGCAAACUGACCUCUGCAGACCUGAAGGAUGUCAUUAAGAAGGGACUUAUUCAUUAUGGACGGGAUAACCAGAAUUUAGAUAUUUUACUUUUCCAAGAAGUUCUGGAGUAUAUGUCUAGGAUAGACAGAGUGCUAAGUUUCCCUGGAGGCUCACUUCUCUUGGCAGGACGCAGUGGUGUGGGGCGGCGAACUGUCACAUCUGUAGUGAGCCACAUGCAUGGUGCGGUGCUCUUCUCGCCCAGGAUCUCCAGAGGCUACGAGCCCAAGCAGUUCAGCAGUGACCUCAAGCAUGUGAGUCAGUGCUGCAUUCUCGCGGGGAUUGAGGCUCAGCAGGUAGUCUUACUUCUGGAGGAUUACCAAUUUGUACACCCUACAUUUUUGGAGAUGAUCAAUAGCCUUUUGUCUUCAGGCGAGGUCCCUGGCCUGUACACUCUGGAAGAGCUGGAGCCUUUGCUGUUGCCUCUGAAAGAUCAGGCUUCCCAGGAUGGUUUCUUUGGACCAGUCUUCAAUUACUUCACAUAUAGAAUUCAACAAAACUUGCAUAUUGUCUUGAUUAUGGAUUCUGCAAAUAUGAAUUUCAUAAUAAACUGUGAGAGCAAUCCAGCUCUGCAUAAGAAGUGCCAAGUGCUGUGGAUGGAGGGCUGGUCAGACAGCAGCAUGAAGAAGAUACCAGAGAUGUUAUUCAGUGAAACAGAUGGUGAAGAAAAACAUGACAAAAAAAGAAAGGAAGAAAAGAAAAAAAAUUCAGUUGAUCCUGACUUUCUAAAAUCAUUCUUAUUAAUCCAUGAGUCUUGUAAAGCAUAUGGGGCCACCCCAAGCAGGUACAUGACCUUUCUUCAUGUGUAUUCUGCCAUCAGCAGCAGCAAGAAAAAGGAGUUACUGAAAAGACAAAGUCAUUUACAGGCUGGUGUGUCUAAACUAAACGAAGCCAAAGCUCUUGUGGAUGAGCUGAACAGAAAGGCUGGUGAGCAGAGCGUAUUGCUUCGGAUGAAGCAGGAUGAAGCUGACGCUGCCCUUCAGGAGAUCACCGUGUCCAUGCAGGAUGCGAGUGAGCAAAAAACGGAACUUGAAAGACUAAAACAGAAAAUAGCAGAAGAAGUUGUUAAAAUUGAAGAAAGAAAAAGUAAAAUUGAUGAUGAAUUAAAAGAAGUUCAACCUCUAGUCAAUGAAGCUAAGCUAGCCGUUGGAAACAUUAGACCAGAAUCUCUUUCAGAAAUCCGCUCACUACGCAUGCCACCAGAUGUAAUUCGAGACAUUCUUGAAGGAGUUUUGAGGCUAAUGGGUAUCUUUGAUACAUCGUGGGUAAGCAUGAAAAGCUUCCUUGCAAAAAGGGGUGUGAGAGAAGACAUUGCAACUUUUGAUGCACGGAACAUCCCAAAGGAGAUACGAGAGAGUGUAGAGGAGCUUCUCUUCAGAAACAAAGCAUCUUUUGAUCCAAAGAACGCUAAGCGUGCCAGCAUUGCAGCUGCACCUCUGGCUGCCUGGGUUAAGGCCAAUGUACAGUACUCCCAUGUCUUGGAACGGAUCCAGCCCCUGGAGACAGAGCAGUCAGGAUUAGAGUCGAAUUUGAAGAAAACUGAAGACAGAAAAAGAAAGCUAGAAGAUCUUCUUAACUCUGUUGGUCAAAAAGUGUCAGAGCUCAAAGAAAAAUUUCAGAGCAGGACUUCAGAAGCUGCCAAACUUGAAGCUGAAGUCAGUAAGGCACAGGAGACCAUCAAAGCUGCAGAAGUCCUGAUUAGUCAGCUGGACAGAGAACACAGGAGAUGGAACUCACAGGUUUCUGAGAUAUCGGAGGAGUUAGCUACCCUCCCCAAAAGAGCUCAGCUGGCAGCUGCGUUCAUAACCUACCUCUCUGCUGCUCCGGAAGGCCUCAGGAAGAACUGUCUGGAAGAAUGGACUAAGGCAGCUGGUUUAGAGAAAUUUGAUCUAAGGAGAUUUCUUUGUACUGAAAGUGAGCAGUUGAUCUGGAAAAGUGAAGGCCUUCCAUCUGAUGACCUCUCUGUAGAGAAUGCCAUUGUGAUCCUACAGAGUCGUGUGUGCCCAUUCCUGAUAGAUCCGUCUUCUCAGGCGACAGAGUGGUUAAAGACACAUCUGCAAGACUCACGUUUGGAAGUGAUUAACCAACAGGACAGUAACUUUAUCACAGCUCUCGAGUUGGCAGUGCGUUUUGGGAAAACCCUCAUUAUACAAGAGAUGGAUGGGGUGGAGCCUGUUCUUUAUCCACUGUUGAGACGAGAUCUGGUUGCUCAAGGUCCACGGUAUGUGGUACAAAUAGGUGACAAAAUCAUUGACUAUAAUGAAGAUUUCCGCCUUUUCUUGUCAACAAGAAACCCAAAUCCCUUCAUCCCACCUGAUGCCGCGUCCAUCGUGACUGAGGUGAACUUUACCACGACCAGAAGUGGACUUCGAGGGCAGCUUUUAGCCUUAACUAUUCAGCAUGAAAAGCCUGAUCUAGAAGAACAGAAAACAAAACUGCUGCAGCAGGAGGAAGAUAAGAAGAUACAGUUAGCCAGACUCGAGGAGUCUCUGUUGGAGACACUUGCUACAUCUCAAGGCAAUAUUUUGGAAAAUAAGGAUUUGAUUGAAUCUUUGAAUCAGACAAAAGCAAGCAGUGCGCUUAUUCAAGACUCACUUAAAGAAUCUUAUAAACUCCAGAUUUUCCUUGACCAAGAGCGGGAUGCCUAUCUGCCUUUGGCUGAGAGUGCCAGCAAGAUGUACUUCAUCAUCUCUGACUUGUCCAAGAUUAAUAACAUGUACCGCUUCAGUUUGGCUUCCUUUCUCCGACUUUUCCAACGAGCUCUGCAGAACAAACAGGACUCUGAAAAUACAGAACAGAGAAUCCAGUCUCUUGUCAGCUCACUGAAGCAUAUGGUGUAUGAAUAUAUAUGCCGGUGCCUGUUUAAGGCUGAUCAGUUGAUGUUUGCUUUGCAUUUUGUUCGAGGUAUGCAUCCUGAACUUUUUCAAGAAAAUGAAUGGGACACGUUUACAGGUGUGGUUGUUGGAGACAUGCUGCGCAAAGCUGACUCUCAACAGAGAAUUCGUGAUCAGCUUCCAUCUUGGAUAGAUCAGGAAAGAAGCUGGGCAGUGGCAACACUGAAGAUCGCACUCCCCAGUCUCUACCAGACCCUCUGCUUUGAAGACAUGGCACUUUGGCGGACUUACUAUCAUCACUCAAUGUGUGAACAGGAAUUUCCAUCAAUUCUUGCAAAGAAAGUUUCCUUAUUUCAGCAGGUUCUUGUUGUUCAGGCUCUACGACCGGACAGACUGCAGAGCGCCAUGGCUCUGUUUGCCUGUAAGACCCUGGGACUGAAGGAGUUAUCCCCUCUUCCCCUGAAUCUCAAACGUUUAUACAAAGAGACGCUAAACAUCGAGCCCAUCUUGAUAAUCAUUUCCCCAGGAGCUGACCCUUCUCAGGAACUUCAAGAACUUGCUAAUGCUGAAAGAAGCAGCGAGUGUUACCACCAGGUUGCUAUGGGUCAAGGUCAAGCUGAUUUAGCAAUACAAAUGCUAAAAGAAUGUGCCCAGAAUGGAGACUGGCUCUGUUUGAAGAACUUACAUCUCGUGGUGUCUUGGCUUCCAGUUCUGGAGAAGGAAUUGAAUACUCUUCAACCUAAAGAUACCUUUCGUCUGUGGCUCACUGCGGAGGUUCACCCUAACUUCACCCCCAUUUUACUCCAGUCAAGCUUGAAGAUAACAUACGAGUCACCUCCAGGUUUGAAGAAGAAUUUGAUGCGUACUUAUGAGUCUUGGACUCCUGAGCAAAUUAACAAAAAAGAUAACCUGCACCGGGCUCAUGCUCUCUUUAGUUUAGCAUGGUUUCAUGCUGCCUGUCAGGAAAGAAGAAAUUAUAUUCCACAGGGUUGGACCAAGUUUUAUGAGUUUUCGUUAUCAGAUCUUCGGGCUGGGUACAACAUCAUUGACAGGCUCUUCGAUGGUACCAAAGAUGUCCAGUGGGAAUUUGUACAUGGCUUACUUGAAAAUGCUAUCUAUGGAGGGCGCGUAGAUAACUGUUUUGACCUUAGGGUUCUUCAGUCAUACUUGAAGCAGUUUUUUAAUUCUUCAGUAAUUGAUGUACCAAACCAAAGGAACAAGAAAAGCAUUUUUCCAUAUUCCAUAUCUCUCCCAAACUCCUGCAGCAUUUUGGACUAUCGUGCUGUCAUUGAGAAGCUCCCAGAAGAUGAUAAACCCAGCUUCUUUGGUCUGCCCGCCAACAUUGCUCGCUCAUCUCAGCGCAUGACCAGUUCUCAGGUCAUCUCCCAGCUCCGGAUCCUGGGAAGAUCUGUCACAGCUGGCUGCAAAUUUGACAGAGAACUCUGGUCUAAUGAACUUUCCCCCAUCCUCAAUCUCUGGAAGAAACUCAACCAGAAUUCAAACCUAAUCCAUCAGAAAGUAUCACCUCCCAAUGACCGACAAGGAUCUCCAAUAUUAUCGUUCAUCAUUCUUGAGCAGUUCAAUGCCAUCCGCUUAGUACAAAGUGUCCAUCAGUCUCUUGCUGCCCUCAGCAAAGUCAUCAGAGGAACUACUUUACUGAGUUCAGAAGUACAAAAACUGGCAAGUGCCUUAUUAAACCAAAAGUGUCCUCUCACAUGGCAGAGCAAGUGGGAAGGCCCCGAGGAUCCCCUCCAGUACCUGCGAGGUCUUGUAGCCCGUGCCCUUGCAAUUCAGAAUUGGGUCGAUAAAGCUGAAAAGCAAGUUCUGCUUUCUGAUACCCUCGACCUGUCUGAACUUUUCCAUCCAGACACAUUCCUUAACGCACUUCGCCAGGAAACUGCGAGGGCAAUGGGCUGCUCUGUGGAUAGUCUUAAAUUUGUAGCAUCCUGGAAAGGCCGACUUCAAGAAGCAAAGCUGCAGAUUAAGAUCAGUGGUUUGUUACUGGAAGGAUGCAGCUUUGACGGCAAUCACCUUUCAGAAAACCAGCACGAUUCUCCCAGUGUGUCGACAGUUCUUCCUUGCUUUAUGGGCUGGACUCCACAGGCUGCAUAUGGUCCAUACUCCCCUGACGAAUGCAUCUCUUUACCUGUUUAUACAAGUGCUGAGAGGGACCGUGUGGUGACCAACAUCGAUGUUCCCUGUGGAGGCAACCAGGACCAGUGGAUCCAGUGUGGGGCAGCGCUGUUUCUUAAAAAUCAGUAAAUCUGAGGCAACACAGAACAAUUUAGCAAAGUGACAUUUAUGACAAAGUUUUACACAGAACAUGUAGUCAGUCUGAAAUGUUAGUUCAGAAUAUCUGUAGUUAGUUCUUCUUGUUGAUCUCCUUGGGUUCUUAUUUUAAUAAAUGUGUAAUACCAGCACUAUGUACCUUAAGGAGAAGGGUAUUUGGUAGCAUUAGCUGUUUUUAUGAAAAAUUUGCUUUUUCAGGAAUUCAAUUAUUUAAGGUUUAAAGUACUAUAUUUAAGAAAUCAAUAAUAUUUUGGGUAUUUUGUAUAAUUGCAUCUGCUUAUUAUAGUCUUCUGUGGUUUUAAAUAUGUAUACCACUUUCCUUUUAAGCAUUGAACACUGUGCAAAGGCAUAAUGAAUGAUCUUAACAA
Arvicola amphibius (Eurasian water vole) is the source of this 13367-nucleotide messenger RNA. RefSeq names its product dynein cytoplasmic 2 heavy chain 1 (gene Dync2h1). Lineage: Eukaryota; Metazoa; Chordata; Mammalia; Rodentia; Cricetidae. Gene Ontology annotation, molecular function: minus-end-directed microtubule motor activity; dynein intermediate chain binding; dynein light intermediate chain binding. Gene Ontology annotation, cellular component: dynein complex. The record is from RefSeq and is a predicted model, not a curated record. Gene Ontology annotation, biological process: microtubule-based movement.